Molecule: messenger RNA, 1272 nt
Organism: Besnoitia besnoiti
Lineage: Eukaryota; Apicomplexa; Conoidasida; Eucoccidiorida; Sarcocystidae
Product: putative pyruvate dehydrogenase E1 component, beta subunit
Exons: 7
Coding region: 1-1272 (423 amino acids)
Biological process (GO): branched-chain amino acid catabolic process; response to nutrient
Molecular function (GO): catalytic activity
Source: RefSeq, a predicted model, not a curated record
AUGGUUCUCUGUGCAUCUUUGUCGGCGGCGACCACCUCCGUGGCCGCUCGCUCAGCCGCAUCCACGCCCCUGCGCCAGUCUUCGAGGACUGGCUCCUCUGCGCGCUUCUUUUCCUUCUUCGCGCCGUCCCGCGCGUCACUCCCUUCUGCAAUCUCCGCUCUGCAGCAGCUUUCGCGGCCGGCUCCCGCGGCCGCCCUCGCGUCGCAGCUCCAGCAGAAGCGCAGCGUCGGCGGCAGCGCCAUUGACUUCACGGUUGCGUGCCGCACCACCGCCGAGACCAGAAAGGACUUCGGUGCGACCACUCCCAUGAACCUCUUCACUGCUGUCAACUCGGCUCUGCACACUGUGCUUGAAACCGACCCGACAGCCUGCGUUUUCGGCGAGGAUGUGGCCUUUGGAGGAGUCUUCCGCUGCUCUGUCGACCUCCGCGAGAAGUUCGGCGGCCACCGCGUCUUCAACACUCCUCUCUCUGAACAGGGUAUCGCCGGCUUCGGCAUUGGCAUGGCCGCAGUCGGCUACACAGCCAUCGGCGAAAUCCAGUUCGGCGACUACAUCCUUCCCGCUUUCGACCAGAUCGCCAACGAGGCCGCCAAGUUCCGCUACCGCAGCGGCGGCAACUGGAACUGCGGCAAGCUUACGAUUCGCAGCACUUGGGGCGCUGUAGGCCACGGAGGGCUGUACCACUCGCAGGCUCCAGAGGCGUACUUCGCCCACGCCUCCGGUCUCAAGAUCGUCGUGCCUCGAGGCCCGUACCAGACUAAAGGUCUGCUUCUCUCCUCGAUUCGCGACCCAAACCCCGUUGUCUUCUUCGAGCCCAAAAUCCUCUACCGCGCCGCCGUCGACGAAGUCCCCGUCGGCGACUACGAGCUGCCGCUGAGUCACGCAGAGAUCGUGACGGAAGGAUCUCACAUCACCGCCGUGUCUUGGGGGACACAGGUUCACCGCCUGUUGAAGGCGGCGCAGGAGGUGGAGAAGGAGGGCAUCUCCGUCGAGGUCAUCGACCUGCAGACUAUCCUGCCGUGGGACAUCGACACCAUCAUGAAGUCUGUGAAGAAGACAAGCCGAUGCCUCAUCACCCACGAGGCUCCAAUGACCAUGGGCUUUGGCGCCGAAAUCGCCGCGUCCAUUCAGGAGAAAUGCUUCUUCAGCCUCGAGGCCCCCAUCAAGCGCGUCACCGGAUACGACACGCCCUUCCCCCUCGCCUUCGAGCCUUUCUAUUUGCCGGAUGAACACAAGCUGGUCGAGGCGCUCCGCGAGUUGAAGAAGGCGUAA